Messenger RNA from Hemisphaericaspora subhashii, 1728 nucleotides. RefSeq names its product Leu42p (gene LEU42). Gene Ontology annotation, biological process: L-leucine biosynthetic process. Gene Ontology annotation, molecular function: 2-isopropylmalate synthase activity. NCBI's taxonomy places the organism in Eukaryota, Fungi, Ascomycota, Pichiomycetes, Serinales, Debaryomycetaceae. Bases 1 to 1728 code for a protein of 575 amino acids. Gene Ontology annotation, cellular component: mitochondrion. The transcript has a single exon. The record is from RefSeq and is a predicted model, not a curated record.
AUGCCUAUGUUACAAGACCCUUCUGUUAAGUACAGAAAGUUCCCUGAUAUCAACUUACCCAACCGUCAAUGGCCAUCUCGUUCAUUGGAUAAACCUCCAAGAUGGUUAUCUACCGAUUUAAGAGAUGGAAACCAGUCCUUACCAGAUCCAAUGUCAGUCGCUGAAAAGAAAGAAUAUUUUAAAAAAUUAGUCGCAAUCGGAUUCAAAGAAAUUGAGGUCGCUUUCCCCCUGGCUUCACAAACUGAUUUUGAUUUCACUCGCUUUGCAGUGGAAACUGCCCCAGCCGACGUUGCUGUUCAAGUCCUUUCUCCAUGUCGUGAAGAAUUAAUCAUUAGAACAAUUGAAUCCUUAAAGGGUGCCAAGAAGGCUAUUGUACACAUAUAUCUCGCCACAUCAGAUUGUUUCCGUAAUGUUGUCUUCGGCCUUUCGAAACAACAGUCAAAGGAAUUAGCUGUCAAAUGCACAAAGUUGGUUAGAAAGUUAACCAAAGAUGACCCUAGUCAAGCAGGAACUGAAUGGGAUUUUGAAUUUUCUCCUGAAACUUUCUCCGAUACCGAUUUAGAUUACGCCGUGGAAGUUUGUGAAGCUGUCAAAGAAGCCUGGGAACCAAGUGAAUCAAAACCAAUAAUUUUCAAUUUACCCGCAACUGUUGAAAUGGCGACUCCAAAUGUAUAUGCUGAUCAAAUUGAAUAUUUUGCCACUCAUAUCACCAACCGUGACACUGUAUGUAUUUCAUUACAUCCCCACAAUGAUCGUGGUUGUAGUGUUGCUGCUGCCGAAUUGGGUCAAUUAGCAGGUGCGGAUAGAGUGGAAGGUUGUUUAUUCGGAAAUGGUGAACGUACAGGUAACGUUGACUUGGUCACUUUGGCGCUCAAUUUGUAUACUCAGGGUAUUUCUCCAAAGCUUGAUUUCUCCGAUAUAAAUUCUGUGAUUGAUGUUGUGGAAAGAUGUAAUAAGAUUCCUGUACACGCAAGAGCGCCUUAUGGCGGGUCGCUUGUCGUUUGUGCCUUCAGCGGUUCACAUCAAGAUGCAAUUAAGAAAGGAUUUGCUGCUCACCAGCAAAAGAAAGAAAAAUCUGGUGGAAAAGAAGUUCAUUGGCAAUUACCCUACUUACCUUUGGAUCCAGAGGAUAUUGGAAGAACUUAUGAAGCCAUUAUUAGGGUUAAUUCUCAGUCUGGAAAGGGUGGUUCGGCUUGGGUUAUUUUACGUAACUUAGAAUUGGAUUUACCAAGAGGGUUGCAGAUUGCCUUUUCUAAAGUUGUCCAAGAUCGUGCGGAGGUUAAAGGUCAAGAAUUAACGAAUGAAGAAUUAUGUGAGUUGUUUAAACAAGAAUACUUUAUCGACUAUGAAGAUUCUCCACCUCAAGAUCAAUACUACAAAUUGGUGGACUAUUCUAUUUCAACGCCUAGCAAGGGCCAGAAAGAGAUUCAGGCCGAAUUGGAAGUGAACGGCAAGAUCGUGAAGAUUAGUGGACAAGGUAACGGUCAGCUUUCCGCUUUCAACAAUGCAAUUGCUAAAUAUUUGAACAUUGAAAUCGAAAUUAAACAUUAUCACGAACACUCCCUUGGAGACGACUCCAAUUCUCGUGCUGCAACAUAUAUCGAAGUCUUAUUAAAGAACAACAACAUUGCAAGAUGGGGUGUUGGUAUUCAUGAAGAUGUUUCGCAAGCUUCGUUCUUAUCUUUAGUUUCAGUUUUGAACGGCUUACAAAGAAACCAAAGCAUUUAA